Molecule: messenger RNA, 2349 nt
Organism: Plasmodium vivax (malaria parasite P. vivax)
Lineage: Eukaryota; Apicomplexa; Aconoidasida; Haemosporida; Plasmodiidae
Exons: 1
Coding region: 1-2349 (782 amino acids)
Source: RefSeq, a predicted model, not a curated record
AUGAACGGACAGGCGAAAAGCGGGCAGGGGAGGCGGGCGAGCCCCACCAGGGUCGAGCGAGCCACGGACGGAGAGGCGGAAAAGAAAGAGUUCUGCCUCUUCUACAUCUGCGAGCUGCUCAACGUGAUUUACUCAACCUACAAAAGCGGCAAGCCCAUGUACGUGCAUUUUGUGUGUUCCAAGGAGCAAGGGGGCGACAGCGAGGGGGAGAGCGAGCGGGAAGGCGGCACAGGAGAAGGCGGCAGAGGUGGAAGCGGUAGAAGUGGAAGCGGUAGAAGUGGAAGCGGUAGCAAAGGAGAAAGCGGCAGAAGUGGAAGCGGUAGCAAAGGAGAAAGCGGCAGAAGUGGAAGCGGUAGCAAAGGAGAAAGCGGCAGAAGUGGAAGCGGUAGCAAAGGAGAAAGCGGCAGAAGUGGAAGCGGUAGCAAAGGAGAAAGCGGCAGAAGUGGAAGCGGUAGCAAAGGAGAAAGCGGCAGAAGUGGAAGCGGUAGCAAAGGAGAAAGCGGCAGAAGUGGAAGCGGUAGCAAAGGAGAAAGCGGCAGAAGUGGAAGCGGUAGCAAAGGAGAAAGCGGCAGAAGUGGAAGCGGUAGCAAAGGAGAAAGCGGCAGAAGUGGAAGCGGUAGCAAAGGAGAAAGCGGCAGAAGUGGAAGCGGUAGCAAACAUGAGGAUACAAACACAGAUGAAGGAACACACAAACGUGAUGGUGCACACACACGCGGAGGCAGAAACGCCGCCGGGAGGAACGGCUUCCACUACACCCCCAAGUCGGUGCUGGAGCAGUACUUCCCCGACCACUUUAAGGACGUGCAUUUCCUCUGUGCCCAUUAUGCCAUGUGGGCCAAUCAGCCAAGCGGUGGGGACAGCAGAGGGGAUUCGCCCCCCAGGGCCAACUCCAACGAUGCGGCAAGCAAACAAAAAAGAAGGGGCUUCACCGAAAGUGGUGCUGAGCAAGCGAACGCAGCUUAUCGAAAGGAGGAGGAAACGAUGACGACCACUACCACCACCAACACCACCAACACCACCAACACCACGACCUUCUAUUUCAUCUUCACCUUCUACAUGCAGCCGAACUUUUUAUGGGAAGAAAUUAACAUCCCCAUAUUUCACGAUCGGGGCUACAUAGAGUGCAGAUUCGAGUGCGUUAGCAACUUGAUGAAGCUGACUGACGUGGGGAAUUUGGCCGCCCGCGUUAAGUUGGGCACCAGCAAUCAGACGCUCAUUCAGUGCAUUCGGGGGGGCGAGGGAAGUGCAUACGAAGGUGUGCUCAACGGGGGCAACCCAGAUAGGGACCUUCUCAAUGGGGGUCUCCUCAAUGGGGGCCUCCUCAAUGGGGGCCUCCUCAAUGGAGGUAACGCAGAUAGAAGCCUCCCCAACGGGGGCAACCCAGAUAGGAGCCUCCUCAAUGGAGCCAACUCCACCAACCGGCGAAGGGGAGAUGUGCACCUCCUCCCCUUUUUCAUCUCGAGCCACUUCUUACGCAAAAAUUGCCAAGUGUGCCUCACCAGAGUGAUCAGCUUUAACGAUAGGGGGGUGUACUGCAAGAGGGACCAGGGGGACGACCUCCCUGUGCAGCUGCUCCUCCUCGUUCGGAAGAGGCUCUAUAAAAGGUUGAAGAGUAUAGAGAGGGAGGCCGCCCUGGUGUGCCACCUGAGGAGGAGGGAGACGAAGGGGGGCAACUACCCAAGGGGGGACUACCCAAAGGGAGAGUACCCAAAGGGGGACUCGGCCAAGUUCCUUCUCCCCAAAGAGGGCCCACGGAAGAAGAGCUCAGACAUUUCUGCCUCCAUCCGAAGUGACGAAAAUUCAGACGGCGCCGCCCGAACGAGUGGCAGCAGGAGAGGGGACCUCCAAGUCGAUCGCCCCAAGGGAAAGCACGCGAGGGACAACCUGGCGGGGGUCGACUACGAUGAGAUUCAAAAGCUGAUCAGUUGCGCAGAAACGAUUUUCAAGAGGAAGAUCUCCGACCAGCAGCUGGAGAAGUUGCUCCUGCGGAUGCGCAGCAGGAGGAAUUCCCAGGGUGAGGCAACUCGGGGGAGUCUCUCCCACCUGGCCAGCGCCGCUAACCUCGCCAACAUCGCAAACUUCUCGAACGUGGCGAACGUGGCCAAGGUGGCCAACCUCUCCAGUGCCGCCAAUCUGGCCAACCUGGCCAACCUGGCCACGCCUGAGGGGGGCCUCUCACCCAGCAGGGGGAACUUCCCAACGGACGAAGCCAUGGACGGGCACCUGGGCCUGGACGACUACUACGAAUUCGUUCGCUCCAGCAAAAGUGAAUUAAAAAACACGUUGCGAGAUCCGUGGCAGCUCGGCAUUGAUGUUAACAAGACGAGCAAAAAGAACAAAUUUGUCUAA